Molecule: messenger RNA, 3326 nt
Organism: Trematomus bernacchii (emerald rockcod)
Lineage: Eukaryota; Metazoa; Chordata; Actinopteri; Perciformes; Nototheniidae
Gene: rab3b
Product: RAB3B, member RAS oncogene family
Exons: 5
Coding region: 429-1082 (217 amino acids)
Biological process (GO): regulation of exocytosis; protein localization to plasma membrane; protein secretion
Cellular component (GO): synaptic vesicle; plasma membrane; endosome
Molecular function (GO): GTPase activity; GTP binding
Source: RefSeq, a predicted model, not a curated record
CGCCUGCUCCUCUUCACUGUGCCGUGUGAUAGGGCGGAGAAGCUGCCUGCAAACAGCUUGAAGAAAAACAUUUGCAUUCACAGAGAAGCCGGUGGUGAUUAUUUUAAGGGUGAAGGUGGUGAUGGGCAGCCGACGCCUUCACAAAUAUUCCCACAUCGCAUCGCUCCACCUCGAAUGAAUGCAGGAUAUCAGUUUGAAGCCGUGCUUAAAAAAGAAACUGCGUGCGGCGAAGGGAGGCGUUUACAGGCAUCAUUUCUGGAUUACACAUUUUCCCACUCUGAUCACUCCAAACGACGCAGCCGGUGUUCCUGCACAGACGGUCCGUGUAUCAGCUUCGUUUUUGCGGCUGUUGAGGAUACAUUUGUUGGAUUUUAUUGUUGUUAUUAUUGGGGAGCCAGCUGCUUCCAUCGGGUGCCGAGCAAACAGAGAUGGCGAAGGCAGACCAGCGUUUUGGCCAGCGGGACGGCUCUGACCAGAACUUUGACUACAUGUUCAAGCUGUUGAUCAUCGGCAACAGCAGUGUUGGGAAAACCUCCUUCCUGUUCCGCUACGCCGACGAUUCUUUCAGUAACUCUUUCGUCAGCACUGUUGGCAUCGACUUCAAGGUGAAGACUGUAUAUCGAAACGAAAAGAGGAUCAAGCUGCAGAUCUGGGACACGGCGGGUCAGGAGCGUUACCGCACCAUCACCACUGCCUACUACCGUGGCGCCAUGGGCUUUAUACUAAUGUAUGACAUAACCAAUGAGGAGUCCUUCAACGCCGUCCAGGACUGGGCGACCCAGAUUAAGACGUACUCAUGGGAUAAUGCCCAGGUGAUCAUGGUGGGUAACAAGUGUGACAUGGACGAGGAGAGAAUCAUACCUGCAGAGAAGGGAAAACACCUUGCAGACCAGUUAGGCUUUGAGUACUACGAGGCAAGCGCCAAGGAGAACAUCAAUGUGCAGCAGGUCUUCGAGCGCCUGGUGGACAUAAUCUGUGUAAAGAUGUCAGAGCGCGUGGACGUAGAGGUGCCGGCCGCUCCUGGCACCAAGACUACCAGACUGACUGACAAGCCCGCCCAGCUACCUCAGAAGUGCUGCUGAUCGUCCAUCCGUUCAUCCAUACAUCCCUCUGCUGUUGCCUUGUCUGCUUCCCCCCAUAAGCUUUUGAAAAAAGAAAAACACUACUUAAAUAUUAUAGCAUUCCUCAACUCACUCUCCCUGCUUCAAUACAUGUUUGUGAGCAAUCAAUAAUCACUAUGACUCCUGGGAUUUAUAUUACAAGUUUAAUCCUGUUCUUGUCCCCAAGGUUGGUCAAUCUUUGCAGGAGAAGGAGUGAGUGUAGCAGUUUGUUCCCAAUAAAAUUAAAUGUGGCAUUAGAAAAGUUUUAGAGCCAAGCUAGGUAACAGAAGAUGUUGUGCAAAUAGGAGAUUAAAAGCCUGCUCAGAAGAUAAAGAGUUAAAGUGUAUGUUACAUUUUUAGAUUUAAUUUGAGGGACAUGAAACGAUUUAUCCACUAUGGAAUGGGUUGUAGUCUGACAGAGGAGGAUGCAAUUAGGGAGAUAAUGUGACAAAACGACCACAAUUCCAUAGAGGUAAUGAGUAGACUCAUUUGAAAAUAUAAUUAAUUUACCUCCAGUUAUCUGACAUUGGUAAGUUCCAGUUGAAAGCACCAGUAAUUCUGGUUUUGUACAUUUUUGAGACAUACACCUGUCUAGUGCACACACUGCCUCAUAAUUGGUUGAGUGAAGUGCUUCAUUUUAGAUGCAUAAAAAAAGUGCACUGGUGAGCAGGGCUGAAAGCAGGGUCCAAAGGUAAGCACAGCACUGCCUCUCCUCUCAAAGUGUAGCACAACAAGAAACUCACCACCAAAACUGCUCAUGUUCACAAGUUUACAGGUCAUAGUCGUUCAUCCAAACAUUAUAUAAGAUAAGAUAAGAAAAGAAGGACCUUUAUUAAUCCCCGUGGGGAAAUUCAGUAGUUUAACAGCAACAGGGUAAGAUUGAAAAACAGGACAGCACAGAUUCACAAAGAUUAAUACAAUUAAGGAUAAAAUCAAAGAUACAAAUUAAAAAUGGUAAAUAACUAUAAAAUAAGAAAUGAAUUAAAUUGAACAUAUAUACAUAUUUGGUCAUGUGUACAUAUUAUUUACAUGUGUGUGUGUGAAAACAAUAUGUAUUUUAUGUGAGGCUGCUUUAAAGAUAGCUACUAGUAGUGAGUCCACACAAAUGCAAUAUGCCCAUAGCCUAACCAACUGUUUCUGGUCUUACUUUGCGCUGUUUUUGGCUUGAAAGACAAUUUAGGGAUACACCACCAAUGCAUAUUUCCGGGUCGGCCUGCAGCCCAAAUCAUUAGAGGACUCUGUAAAAUCUAAUGGUGCCCUGUGGGGUUUUUUAAAGCAAAAAGUAAAACAUGUCUAUAAAUUAUGCCUUGACCAAAUCUUCUACCUAGGUGGUCAGGAAGCCCAGAAUCUUUUUUUCUCAAGGAGCUUCAAAAUCUGCACAUUAUAAGACACAAACUACUUUCAGAUCCUAAUUACAGAUAAGACCAACCCCCUAGACAAAAUUAGUUCAUAGUUUUCUACUGUUUUCCAGAGGUAGCCUAAAUAGCACAAAAAGACAUUAAAAACCCAGAUGAGGUUGGGCACUGCAGCCAAUGGCACAAUCCAGCACCAUACUGAGUGUUAUAUACACAUGUGGGCAGGUACAUGGUUCUUUUUUCCCCCAUUAGCACAUAGACGGAAUUUUUUGUGUGUGAGAGAGCGGUGUGUAUGUGAUAUUAGAGCCGACAUCGUGGUGCAUAUGUUUAUCAUGGUAAUUAUUGAGUGUUCAUUUUUAAGGGUUUUUUGUGUUUGUAUACAGUGUCUUUGACGGAAGUGUGACAUUUUGAACAUGUCAUGUCAGCUGAGAUACAGUACGUGUUUGUUCACAAUGAAUUCCAUGAUAAAAGGGAAGACAAGAAGACAAAUAUUUGUGCAUUUAUUAUUAAAUAUUGAAGAUUGGAAAAAAUCAAUAGCCUGCCAAAUUAUUAUAUAGCUGCCACGUUUUGUGUGUAACUCCCUCCCAUGUGUCUUCAUAUUGAUAUGAAAAAAUAUAUAUAUAUAUAUUGACAUUGUCUUCAUAUGAUUCUUUUUUAAAGUGAAUUUGUAAAUGAUAGAUUUAGAAAUUAUAAUGGUGUUGAGUAUGAAUACAUUUUUUAUGCUGUGUAUACCAUGGACAAAAUAUAUAGAAAGUUAAUGUAAACUUGUUGUCUAACAAUUCCCUCCUGUACAGGGGAGAAGCACAAAGUGAUUGUACAAAAUAUUGUGAAUGUUUGUAUAUUAUAGAUGCAAUUUAGUAAAAUAAAAAUA